GCGAGAGGCUGGCGGGCGCAGGGCCCAGCCGGGAGCCUCUGCUCCGGCCUCGCGCGAUCGCGGGGCGGGGCGCGGGCGCGGCCUCCUGCGAGCCCUUGAUGCGGUUGAGGCAGCGCGGGCCAGAGCGGAGCCCGGCCGGGCGGCGGGCGCGGUAGGAGGCGGCAGGGCCGCGGGCCCGGGCCGGUGACUGCGGCGUCCCCACGAUGGACGCCCUAGAAGAAGAGAGCUUCGCGCUGUCCUUCUCCUCCGCCUCUGAUGCAGAAUUUGAUGCUGUAGUUGGAUGUUUAGAGGACAUUAUUAUGGAUGACGAGUUCCAGUUACUGCAGAGGAACUUCAUGGACAAGUACUACCAGGAGUUUGAAGACACAGAAGAGAAUAAACUCACCUAUACCCCCAUUUUUAAUGAAUAUAUUUCCCUGGUAGAGAAGUACAUUGAAGAGCAGCUGCUGGAGCGUAUCCCAGGCUUCAACAUGGCGGCUUUCACAACAACACUGCAGCACCAUAAGGAUGAAGUGGCUGGUGACAUCUUUGAUAUGCUGCUCACAUUCACGGAUUUUCUGGCUUUCAAGGAGAUGUUCCUGUACUACAGAGCAGAAAAGGAAGGCCGAGGACUGGACUUGAGUAGCGGCUUGGUCGUGACUUCUCUGUGCAAGUCAUCCUCUACACCAGCUUCCCAGAAUAACCUGCGGCACUAGGUCCCACCUUCAGACGUGGGUGUGAUCACUGUGAGGUCACCAGCCCAGCCGGCUCAGAGAAACAUGGGCUAAUGAUACAGAUGCGUCUUGUCAAGUAUUGAUGAGUCCUGAAAACAUGACUGACCCUCCUGGCCCUUGUCCAGAAACACCUUGUAGUGGGUCACCUUCGUGUCCAUCCCUCCUGUCCCAAUGCAGGCACCUCUCAGGUGCUUCUGAGUAACUCCUGGAGCAGGCCCAUGUUGGCCACCUCCCCUGGGGGCCUUCCCAGCAGUGUGGUAGUAUAGUGUGUCAGUAUGGACAGCACACCACCAUGAGCCCGUUAUCUGGCAGGCUUUACAUGAAUUCUUGUACACCCACAACUGUUUUUACACGGGUCAGCUUCAGUCCCCAGCCUCAAAGGGGUUUUGUUUGGGAGUGUUUAUCUAGGGAAGUUACUGGGUCCUGAUUUCUGAAUCUCCUGGGAAAGAUGUCCUCUACCCACAAGUGCAAAGGAACUCCCGAUCUUACAUUAGCCAUCCUUUCAACAGCAAGAUCUGCUGUUCUUGCUGUAGUCCCACUGUCCCUCUAAGUCUCUAAGCAUUGGUUUCAAGAAACCUAUUUUUAUAGAUGAAAACUCAGGCUAACCUAGUGAGUAUGAUCUUGGAACUCCCAUGAUCAACCACUUAAAAGAUCAAAGUAUUAUAUGCCGUGUGCUCUUUAGUUGUGAGUGCUGCGAGUGCAAAUCUGCUUUCCAGUUUAGUGGCCCUCUUCUUGGGUACCAGUGCAAACAGACUGCAGGCCAGAAACAGGCUGCAGCUGUCUGUCCCACAGCAUGCUAAGUGUGUUUGUGCAUGCCUGUCUGCAGUCCAUUGUGUAGGCCAGUGAGCUGGGUUUUCUGCUGGAGUGCAGGGACUCUGCAGUGUGUUCCUGUGAGUCUCUCCUGCCAAGUUGAUGCUUCCCUGAUCCAGCUCAGCCUGGGGGGAGGGGCAGUACAGGUUUCUUUUUUUUUGUUAUCUGUCAUCUUUGGUGGACUGUCACCAACCAGAAAGUAUGUGUGUCACAUCUCUAGGAAGAAGAAAACAGUUCAGUUCAUAAUGUAUACUUUUGACUUUAACUUUUAUAGUAAAACUAAGAAUCCACACCAACUUUCCAUGUGACUAUUCUGACUUUACAGAAUGUAAGCUAAGAGCUGUUUUUCUGUAGCAACGUGUCACUUUGUGCUUUUGUAAAAUGAGUAAAAUUUGAGAUGUUUGGCAAGA
Molecule: messenger RNA, 1933 nt
Organism: Mesocricetus auratus (golden hamster)
Lineage: Eukaryota; Metazoa; Chordata; Mammalia; Rodentia; Cricetidae
Gene: Arl2bp
Product: ADP ribosylation factor like GTPase 2 binding protein
Exons: 6
Coding region: 204-695 (163 amino acids)
Biological process (GO): maintenance of protein location in nucleus; positive regulation of tyrosine phosphorylation of STAT protein
Cellular component (GO): mitochondrial intermembrane space
Source: RefSeq, a predicted model, not a curated record